UGAAGAGAGCGUACAAAGGACCUGCGUUCUGCCCUAAUGCUUCUGUUUCCCACACAAAAAGCUGAUUGGAAACUUGAGAAGAGCAUUUUUAUUCCUUGAUUUCCAAUGCAGACAUCUUGUUACAAGCCUGGGAUUUAUUACCCACCAAAGCAACUGUGCUGAAAAAUGCAUCGCAUUCUAUUGGACAGGAAAGAAGCCUUGUCUCUGCAAGUGCCCUUGACCCCAAGAACGGCCUGUGUCCUGAGAAAAAGCAGCUAUGGUGAAGAGAAACACGCGUUCCUCUGUUUUGACAGCCAGUAUCCUCUCCGGGCAGAUGCAUCACCCAACGCCAUGCACAGUGAAGGGAAAUUCUGCCCCAAGGAAAACACUUUUAGGGAGAUUCCAAGGAUCAAACUCAGGCCAUUUGAACCAUCUGUUCACAGAGUAGCUCGGGGCCCCGGGGCGUCCUUGGAGAGGGAAGAACGAGCCAGGGGCAGCGCAGCUCCCCGGGUUCCUCUUCUUCGCGUCCUCGGUGCACCGCAGGCGUCAUUUUCAAAGGGGCCGGAUAGUUUACGUCCUGCAGGCACGGAGGAGUCAGGAGGCUCAGGCUGUGCAGGGACUGGCGGAGAGCAGAGGUGCCCAUUCUGUUAUGCUGUCAGAGGCAGAAGAGUCCGUAUAACUUCAUGGUUGUUGAAGAUUCAAGAGGAUCAGCUGAUCCAUGUCACCCUCGUGCCCAGUGUCAUGCCCGUCAGCGAGGCUGAGGGCACAGCGGCUGGGAGACCCUCCUCUGCCAACCGUCGGAGUUCAUUUUGA
Molecule: messenger RNA, 792 nt
Organism: Chinchilla lanigera (long-tailed chinchilla)
Lineage: Eukaryota; Metazoa; Chordata; Mammalia; Rodentia; Chinchillidae
Exons: 5
Coding region: 166-792 (208 amino acids)
Source: RefSeq, a predicted model, not a curated record